CGAUGCUCAAGCCAAGAAUUCAACUCACCAGGGUCUCUUCGUCUACUCCUCACUUUGUCUCUAUCUCUCGAGCACCGUCCCGGCUUCAGCGCAAUCCUGCGUUCGAAGCACCAAUACGGCCACAGAAACAUAAUUUCUCAUCAGAGCUGGGUCUGAGGAGAGACUUACCCCCCGAUAGCUCGAAUACGACAGGAGAUCCUUCAGAUCCUCCAGAACAUAACAAUAAUGACAAAGGGCCAGAAGUAUCCGACCAAGAAUGGGAAAUGCGGACAGGCCGAGCCAUAGAUAUCCUCACGAAUACCCUUCCUGACUUCUUCAAUAUCGGGCUACUCACGUCAAUCAACAAAAGUACCGGGGAACCUCAGCCAACGUCUUCGAUUCACAUUCGAGCGGUGAAUGCCAGCCCCCUCGAUUAUCGAACGAGAAAUGAGAGUAUGGAAUCAAUAUAUAGUCCAAAAGUGCAACUGUCGUAUACACCACCCGUCGAACUCCCCGUGCCGUUUCCGAAAACGUUGAAAAUCGAGGGUUUACCCCUUUACAUUGCCUCUUCAGCCUUCGUCAGACACACUCUCAACGCGCUGUAUUCCGGCCUGACGAUUACCAUUCACAAGGUGUCCGUCAAUACACCCAAAUUGAGCAGCUCAUCCUACCAAGAAGAAUUACCUCCAAGUCCAUCAUUCCCACCCGACAAGACUCCGUCAAGAAAAAACCGGGAGAAAAACCUUUCCAUCAGUCUUCGAGUUACGGGAACUGCGAGAGUGAGCGGGAGCCUGGGCGAGUGGGAAGUAAACUGCACAUACGGCUUUUCUCCUGCGACCGGGUUGAUCUAUAUGCACACUAUCAACUCUAUUGAACCUGCUCCACAUCUAACGGUAUACGAUGCUAUUCGUGUCAGCCUUGGGGGUGUAUUCGGCCAUGGGUAUCGGCUUCCUGAGGCCUCAGAAAGAAUGAAGCGUCACGGACCAGAGACGGCCUUCAGCGGACGGCCUGAGUUGCAAGCACGAAGCGCUGAAAACCGUGGACACCUUGCUCGGUGAAGCUCAAAGAACUGGUCGUUGGCGACAAUGAUUCCAGGUUAUAUUAAGCUCCUACUAUAAUUGUAAAGUACUAUAUUCAAGAUAGUCCGA
Molecule: messenger RNA, 1127 nt
Organism: Marasmius oreades (fairy-ring Marasmius)
Lineage: Eukaryota; Fungi; Basidiomycota; Agaricomycetes; Agaricales; Marasmiaceae
Exons: 4
Coding region: 3-1037 (344 amino acids)
Source: RefSeq, a predicted model, not a curated record